UAGCCGGAGCUGCCAUUCUCGGCAGUACAUCAGCAGAAUGUACUGAAGCGGGCGCUUCGCUAACACUCACCACCAAUACCGGUGAAGCGUGCCUUUGCAGUUCCCUAUUCAGCGGCACAGCUUGCGAUGUAGCGGUAGACUCGACACAGUAUGAUUUGUGCACCGGUGUCACUGAUUCAACUCUAGCUCCAAACAACCUUACUCUGACUCAGGAACAUACCACUCUAAAUACUAUCGUUGAUAGCAAGAGUGUUCAAUGGACUGUCAGUUGGCCAGUUGGCUUCAAUCGUAAAUUCACAUUCUUUGCCGUAGGCAACUGCGAUGCAGGUACUUCUCUGGAGUCCUUUGUCCAAACUAAUGAAGAACUUGGUUGUAUCGAUCGCAUGGUGUUCCAGAUGAGUGUUGUUGCCCUCCGAGCUAAUUGUGAGUUUACCUACGAAACCGAUGUUGUCAUAGAAGGCGACGACACGGACAUUCAAUACGCAAGAUAUUCGUCGGACAUCAUAUUUGAGUACGAGGAACCAACAGUCGUUGGCGGAGAAACCGUAACUCGUAGUGGACAGGUGACAAUCCCAACAAGCGUUCUUCUCUUGAAUAGGAUUGCAGCCGUCACCACCGGUGUCAAGGUGUACUCGCCGUUCGCGAUUGACACUGCCAUUACAGCCCAGGCCAUUAAUGAGGGAGCAUCUACUUCUUACUAUACUCUCACAUACGCUCUAAGUUUACCAUAUUCUGUGAUCACCAUGGAUCCUGAGAUUGCUAAUGGAGGCGAAACAGCCAACAUAGCUUUGCUGUGUACUGGGGAUCUAGGAGCCGGAGAUUGCGGCACUGCCAAUGGGGAGUAUAUUGUCAUGCCAGAGUGCAUAGCUACCGACUAUAAGGGCGACAGCUUCUCGUGCACCAAGGACGCGUAUAUCCAACUCGCGCAUGACAUGGACGAGUGUAUAUUAGACGGUACGUAUACCAUCUCAGACGUGGUGAUCGAUUGCUACAAUACAUUGCCUGCCGCCGAUUGUCCAAUUAAUCAACCUAAUGAUAAAACCACCAUUGAGUUCACUCUAGCUUCUGAAAACUUCUGUGGUAAGGACAUAAUCAUUGAAGAUGCGGUAAAGGUCGAUCGAUUCAUUUUCGUUAAUCCUGAAAAUCGUGCGCAAGGUGCAUCCGAAUGGGUUGUGACAGAUCCCACCACCGGUGUUGAAACGACAUUCCCCGAUGGAAGUACAUCAAUCGAGGCUUUAAUGUUUGGCGGAUUCGCGUACGCUCGUAUAGACUUCAGUGGAUUGGCUGUAACUGAGGUAACCAUAGUGGAAAGUCAGGCGAGAUCAAGCGAUGAUGGAGAAACCGCGUAUACUGACACUUUGGACACCACAGAAAUACUGGGCAAGAAGUACCCCCAAAUUGACGGCACAUUGACCCCUGGUACCGACUACACUAGCACAAGAGACGACCCCGAAGCCUACGAAGCAGGACUCCUUUGUAAUAACCUAGGUUUAUGUGCGGCAGAUCAAAGUUUCUUAGUUCAGUAUAAAAUCCACGAUGCAGUCCACGCCGCGUUCACAAACCCAGGCCCAGGUAACAGUGCCCUCUUUGACCUCCGUCUUCUGGUUGAUGUAUCCUAUGAGACUAAUCCCUCCUCAGUUCGUCGCCGAAGACGACAAGCAUCCACAGACACAGGGAAUACUGGAGUUCAGUCAGCUUCAGACCCUGCACAAGACGGACAUGGCCCAGCAAGUAUCUCGGCCAGCGGUGUAGUCACAGGGUCCGAGGAGGUUGCAGCAACCGAUGACAGUGACAGUGCCGCAGUGGCAUUAUCGGCCUCGUCGUUCAUCAUAAUUGCGGUAGGCGUGAUUAGUCUGACAUUGUUCUAA
Molecule: messenger RNA, 1868 nt
Organism: Sphaeroforma arctica JP610
Lineage: Eukaryota; Ichthyosporea; Ichthyophonida
Exons: 1
Source: RefSeq, a predicted model, not a curated record